Daldinia childiae is the source of this 1530-nucleotide messenger RNA. Its product is annotated as Dihydromonacolin L monooxygenase LovA. Lineage: Eukaryota; Fungi; Ascomycota; Sordariomycetes; Xylariales; Hypoxylaceae. The record is from RefSeq and is a predicted model, not a curated record. Gene Ontology annotation, molecular function: oxidoreductase activity, acting on paired donors, with incorporation or reduction of molecular oxygen; iron ion binding; monooxygenase activity. The coding region runs from base 1 to 1530 and encodes 509 amino acids. The transcript is spliced from 4 exons.
AUGGAGGCCAUUCAUCAUCUUCUCCCUCAGGGAUUACCUGUGUCUCUUCAAGUGAUUAUUGCUACCCUGGUACUUGGCUUCAUCUACUCGCUAGUCACCGCAGACCGACCUUUUGCUGGAUUUCCAGUCAUAACAGUUGAUGGACAGAGUCCAACGAAAAGUUGGUUAUGGCACGGCAGGAAAGCCGUGGCCGAAGGCAUAAAACGGUUUUCCGGGCCAUUCCAAGUCAUGACAGGAACGGGUCCGAAAAUUGUCUUGCCCAAUAGAUUCGCUGACGAACUUCGUAACCAUCCCUCGUUGAACUUUAACAAGGCCUUUGCUAAAGAUUUUAUGGUGAAUUAUCCGGGAUUUGAGGCUCACCGACUAGGCCUACGUGACGAGUCUCUGAUUCAGGAUACGGUACGAGUGAAGUUAACUCAAUCACUCAACUUGAUUACGGAUGACUUGGUCGACGAAACAGCGGCAUCACUCCAUGAUGUCUUCGGUGACAACAAGGAAUGGACCACCAGGCUCAUUAGAGACGAUAUGCUCGAAGUUGUCGCUCGACUUUCAUCAAGGGUAUUCUUAGGAAGAGAAUUAUGUCGGAAUCGGAGAUGGCUUGAUAUCUCGAAAUCAUAUACUGUGGAUUCAUUUCUUGUCUCGCGUCUAAUGAGGGCUGUUCCUUCGUUUCUACGCCCCAUCACUUAUAUAUUGAUCCCGCAAUCAAGAUCCCUCCGCCACGCCGUUAGAGAUGCACGAAAGCUCAUCAAUCCCGAGGUACAACGUCGUAAAGCUGUUGUUGAUGCAGCGCACGCGGCGGGUGAGAAGCCCCCGAAGGUCGCAGAUACAAUCGGAUGGAUGUACGAGGUUGCUAAAGGACGAGAUGCCGACUACGUCGCAGGCCAGCUUUCGCUGACAAUGGCUGCUAUUCACACGACUACGGAGACGACUUGUUCGGCACUACUUGACAUCUGCGAACAUCCCGAUGUGGCUCAACAGCUUCGACAAGAGAUCAUCGAGGUCAUUGGCGAGCACGGAUGGGCAAAAACUUCUUUAUACAAGCUUAAGCUUAUGGAUAGCUUUCUCAAGGAGGGCCAGCGAUUCACGCCCAUGGGCGCAACUACUAUGCACCGAUACGUAGAGAAAGACUUGGAACUCUCCGACGGAACCAUAUUACCGAAGGGUGCACGUAUCGUAGUAGCGGGUAACUUCAUGGAUCCAACUAUUUACCCCGAGCCCGAGAAGUUUGAUGCCGCCCGGUUCUUAAAGAUGAGGCAACAACCCGGCCAAGAGAACAGUUGGCAAUUUGUGACUACUAGUCCGGCUCACACUCUUUUUGGCCACGGGCAGCAUGCGUGUCCCGGUCGGUUUUUUGCAUCAAAUGAAGUAAAGAUUGCGCUAUGCCAUAUGUUACUUAAAUACGAUUGGCGGUUCGUUCCAGAGGAGGGUCGACCAGCCCCGCGAAUCUUCGAAGGUGUCAAUGGCGUUGACCAAAAGUCGAGGAUCCAAGUGCGACGGAGGAAAGCAGAGAUUGACCUUGAUAAUUAUUGA